Rhineura floridana is the source of this 5103-nucleotide messenger RNA. RefSeq names its product solute carrier family 27 member 5 (gene SLC27A5). Gene Ontology annotation, molecular function: long-chain fatty acid-CoA ligase activity; long-chain fatty acid transmembrane transporter activity. The record is from RefSeq and is a predicted model, not a curated record. Gene Ontology annotation, cellular component: endoplasmic reticulum. The transcript is spliced from 10 exons. Lineage: Eukaryota; Metazoa; Chordata; Lepidosauria; Squamata; Rhineuridae. The coding region runs from base 139 to 2013 and encodes 624 amino acids.
GGGAGGGGAGGGAAGUGUGUCAACUUCAUCUCAUUCUCUGUUGCUCUUUCCUUUUCACCUUCCGUUCAGCAGAGCUUGGACAGAGCCUGCAAGAGGCAGUAUACCAGUUGCAUCCAGGGUACUGGGGUCUGAAGCCAGAUGAUCUCAGCCAUGCUGGAUAUGUACACAAUUGUUUUGGGGCUCCUGAUCCUUCUGCCCCUCCUGGGGAAUAUUUUCUUCCCCUAUCUGUGGCUGGACCUGGUCUCCCUCUUCUCUGUCAUGCAUGUGGGAUACAGAUGCCAGAAGUGUCUCCAACGCAAUCCUCCCUUCACCUUACUGGACUUCUUCUUGGCCAAAGCCCAGAAGCACCCAGAGAAGCCCCUGGUUCUCUUUGGCGAGGAAAUCUAUUCCUACAGAGAUAUUGACAGACACAGCAGUCAGCUGGCCAGAGUGCUCCGGGAACAUGUGGGACUGAAAGAAGGGGAAACGGUAGCUGUUUUCUUGAAAAACAUCCCUGCCUAUCUCUGGGUCUGGAUGGGCCUGGAGAAGAUUGGCUGUGCCAUGGCGUGUGUCAACUAUAACAUCCGAGCCAAGUCUCUCUUACAUGUGCUCAGUUCCUGUGGGGCCAGAGUCCUACUGACAACUCCAGAUUUCAAAGCUGCUAUUGAGGAUGUCCUUCCUACUCUAAACAAUGAAGGGGUACGAGUUUUCUACCUGAGUGAUGACUCCCCAACUGAGGGCACAGAAGCUUUGCUGGGACAGAUGAAAUGCAGCUCAGAUGAACCUCUGCCUGCUUCCUUUAGAGCCAAUGUAAAUUCUAAAUCUACAUCUUUGUAUAUUUUCACCUCUGGGACCACAGGGCUCCCGAAAGCAGCUAUCAUCACCCAAAGAAAACUGCUUUUUGUGUCCAACUUGUUCCGCCUGUGUGGAGUCUCUCCCAAGGAUAUCAUCUACAUCCCACUCCCACUGUACCACUCAGCUGCCCUUCUUCUGGGGAUUGGAGGGUGCUUGGAGGUUGGAGCCACAUUUGCCUUGAGGUCUAAGUUCUCUGUUUCCCAUUUCUGGAAUGACUGCAAACGCUACCGUGUCUCUGUGAUCCAAUAUGUGGGAGAAGUGAUGCGCUACCUCUGUAAUGUACCAAAGACGGGCAACGACCGAGACCACUGUGUGCAAAUGGCAAUAGGCAACGGCAUGCGCAUGGAGGUCUGGAAGGAGUUCCUGCGUCGAUUUGGACCCAUCCAAAUCUAUGAGUUCUAUGGAGCUACAGAAGCGAAUGUUGGAUUUGUUAACUACACUGGGAAAGUUGGAGCCGUGGGAAGGACAAAUUUCCUCCACAAGAAACUGGUAAACUUCAAACUUGUUCAAUACAACGUUGACCAGGAUGAACCAGUGAGGGACGAGAAAGGGCAUUGCAUCCCGGUGGCCGUGGGUGAGACAGGUUUACUAGUGGCCAAGAUCACAAAGAAUACCCCAUUCAAUGGCUAUGCAGGAGACUGCCAGAAAACACAGAAGAAGAUUCUCCGGGAUGUCCUGAUGAAAGGAGACUGCUACUUCAACAGCGGUGACCUCCUGAUGCAAGACCACCAAGGGUUUUUGUAUUUCCAGGAUCGGAUAGGAGAUACUUUCCGCUGGAAAGGGGAGAAUGUAGCAACUACGGAGGUUGAGACAAUCCUGGCAAUGCUGGAGCUGAUUCAGGAAGUCACUGUCUAUGGGGUACCGGUCCCAGGGCAUGAAGGAAAGGUCGGGAUGGCAGCUAUAUGCUUGAAGGAGGGGCAGCCCUUUGACGGAAAGAAGCUGUAUGCCCAUGCCAAGGAUUUUUUGCCAACCUAUGCCAUUCCUCGCUUCCUUCGCCUCCGGGAGGCCCUGGAGAUCACAAGUACUUUCAAACGGCUCAAAGGUCAGCUGGUGAAGGAAGGAUUUGACCCAGCCGCAGUCAGUGACCUCCUCUUCUUCCUAGAUGACUCAGAAAAAUCUUAUGUGCCAAUGACUCAGCAAAUGUUCAGCUCCAUUGCAGAGAAGAAAUUGAACCUAUGAAUGUCUCCUUAACCAUCCUAGUGCUACAAUGUGGAGCAUCUACAGUGUGGAACAGCUACAGUGUGGAGCAUCUUGGCUUCUAUGUGAGAAGGGCAUCCCUGUGCUUGUAUUCUUGAGAAUCCUGCACAAGUUAGUUUAGGAGAUUUAAUUUCUUUAAGUGUCUUUUGUUUCACUUUUUUCCUGUAUACAUUGGCUGUGUACAUGUGCUUUAAAUGUGUGGUGAGUAUGAUUUUGCCCUGCAAUGUAUAUAUUUCAAAAUACAUCUAUGAGGCAGUAACCCAGGGUCAUCUGCUGCCCACCCACUGGAAUGCUUUUGCUUGCUAUCAUACAUAUGGUUGUGCACACAUGGGCAGAUAUGGUCCAGGGCUUAAUGUUAAGCAGGAGGCAAUCUAUUUUCAGAAAACAAGGGUGGCCUGAUCUUUUCCCAGUUGGCAAUAUUGUUUAAUGCAGGGCAAUAUCUGUGUGUCGUUCAUAGGGCUCUUCCAGGUGACCUGUUUAUGGAGCAUUCAACCCAAUUUGUAUUCACAAAGUUUCUGUGACGGUUACAUAAGGUCCAUUGUUUCUUGAGCAUUCAUUCUGAUUUGUUUGUACAGAGGUUAUGCGACACUGUAUCAAGCAGCUGUUAUCCUGCAUUUACCUGUCACUUUCCUUACCAACACUCGAGUAGUUUUUGGGAAAAAUCCAGUGUGCAUCAGGCUUGCUGCACACGAUUGCCAAGUCUGCUUUAAUUGUGCAACCUAAAUAUGCUGGUAUUUUGAUGGAAUCUCACCUGCAAAAUAGCGACAGUCUGGAAUUGAUGGCCACUACUGAUGGCACCACAUUUAAAUGUUGCCAUUUAAACUCAGGUGACUCAGCCUCCAGCCUCAGAAAGCAUAUGCACCCAGAGUGGUACCUCUUGAACCUUUACUAGCCUCCACAUUGAGGAAAUAUCACAUUGUCUUCUAAUUAGUUUUAUAUGAUCAGAUAGUCCCACACCCAGAAUAAUGGAGGAAUUAGAAUCAGUCCUUCAUUUUAAGAGGGCUCCAGUUCAUGGUCUCAGAAUCUGGGUUAAAAGUGAUGUUUUUCCAGAAUGCGAGGAAAUGCCCCUGUCAUCUCAGAGCAUCCUUCCGGAUAAGUACACAAAGGAUUACAGCUACAACCAGGCAUCAGUAUGUGCUAGUAAUUAGUACAAGGAACAAGAGAAGGCCCUGAGGAGCAUGCAUUAUUCCCCAAAUGGUCAUGCAGCUUCAGCCCUGGGACAGAGGUAUGGCUACCUGGAGAAGCUGCUUCCAGGCCCCAUGAGGUGGAGUAGCAGGAGUGUAGCAUAGAAAUAUACGGGGGGUGAUGAGCACAAUCUUUCAGCAGGGCGUAACUAGAACUAGAUAUGGCCUAGCUAGUGGACAGAGCAGUGGAGUAAUGGUGGCCAUCAACUUGGAUGGCUUUAAAAGAGGAUUAGACAAAUUUAUGGAGGAUAUCAAUGGCUUCUAGCCACAAUGGCCACAUUCUAUCUCCUCUGAAUGCACUCAAGUCCUGCUUGUGGGCUUCCAAUAGGCAUCUGGUUGGCCACUGUGAGGAUGCUGGAUUAGAUGGACCUUUGGCCUGACCCAGCAAGGCUGUUCUUACAUUCUUAUGACCAUGGGUUGUGCAAGAUAACACAGAGCAGUGGUGUAGUGGAGCCUGAGCAGAGUGUAAUGCAGUGUAGCUCCGGGAUAGCCACCAGCCCAGUCCACUCCACCCCACCCCAAGCAAGAGUGAUAACAUCAUUUGCCAAAGCACCAGAGUGACUGACAGCCUCUCCUUGCUCUGGCAAGUGAAUAAUGAGGCUUUCGUGACAGAUAAGCAUAAUAGAUCAAUGCAGCUGCCUGUAUUUCCCAACUGUCCUUGGAAAUGUGGCUAUGGAUUGUCCUUAGAGCAGCCUUGGCCAACGUGGUGCCUUCUAGAUGUUUUGGAUUCCAGCUCCCAUCAGACCCAUGUAUUGCCUGGUGGGAUAACAAAGAUAAGGUGCGGGUGUUGCAAUAUAUUUAAAGGAGGAUUGGUAGAUUUUUUGGGGGGGUACAAGACAUGGCAUGAGGUGUAGCUGAGGCUGCUGCAUCUAGUUGGAGCCAGCAAGGAGCAGUUAGGAAACUGCCUUAUACCACUUCCGGGAAGGGUGACUUCGCUUGUGCCUGCUUUUGGGACGGGCUCCCGCCUCAAAAGAAGCUUAUUCAGAUAUAAAUCAGUCAGAACAUUUUUUUUUGACUGAUGAAAUUUCUCCCGGGCAGGGAGAAACGUAGAGAUCAACCUCAAAAGCCUGUUUUUGUUGGGAGGACUGGAUUUCAUUAAUUUAUGAGAUAAGGUCCAGCCAACAAUGCCGGACGGACUUCCGAACAAGCUCUAUCUGUUUAAGCGAUACGUUUAUCUUUUCUUUAAAGAGAGAACGGACUAACAGGCAAGCACCCUUCUUUCUAUUAUUUUUUUUUGCUUGGUUUAAAUUGUUGCAGCAAAAGGAGAUUUGUCAGAUUGAUCGGCUUUGGACAACUUCUGGGUGAGCUAUAACUCUUCUCUGUUAUUCACGAAAUUAACAGCUUAUCUCUGUUUCUGUCGCAAAAAGCUGUCCUGGAAGUGCAUUCUAAAGAUGUAAACAGAAGAGGGAUUUCUAUUCCUGAUUUCUAUUCCGAGGAAUAUUAUAUUGUCUGGGACUAUUCUCUUUUUGGUCUAUUUUAUUUUGACGAAUCUGCUUCUUCACGACGCCACUAACUGUUUUGAUGCUGGGAACUAAAUUUGUUUUGCAUUCUUGAACAUAGAGAGAUAAGGCAGGCUGCUCUGUUUAUACUGUGAUGUCAUCAAGCCUGGAAUAUUAACCCAAUUGUUGCUGAAAUAAGAAGUGGUUCUUCUUUAUUUUUGUUUUGCUUUGUUUUCGUGGUUUUAAAAAUGGCAAUCAAGAAAGUGGCUGAGAAUCUGGAAGUAACUAUGUUUCAGAAAAUAAUGGAUGAGAUUGAGAUAACGAAACAAACCCUGCGACAGGGUAGUAAGGAGCUGAAAAUUGAACUGAGCAAAAUGACGCAGGAGCUUAAAGAAAUAGGGGAUCCUGUGAGAGAGGAGAAUGAGAUCAGAGAUGAGAAAAGAAAAAAU